Quercus robur (English oak) is the source of this 288-nucleotide messenger RNA. Its product is annotated as CLAVATA3/ESR (CLE)-related protein 45. The record is from RefSeq and is a predicted model, not a curated record. Bases 1 to 288 code for a protein of 95 amino acids. The transcript has a single exon. NCBI's taxonomy places the organism in Eukaryota, Viridiplantae, Streptophyta, Magnoliopsida, Fagales, Fagaceae.
AUGGUUUUUAAUGCUGAUAGAGCCUUCAUCCUUCUUAUCUGCAUUGGAAUCUUAGCCGUUCAACUAGAUAAAGUUACUGGCUUAAGAAGUAUAGACCUUGCCCUCAAGCAAGGCCAAGAAGAUCAUUGGAUAUCAGCACAGAAUCGACGUAUUCUUAAGGUUGUUGCCACAGAGGGAAUGAACACAGAUCAGAAGAAGUCAGCACAAGUAAACAAGAAGUUCAAUCCAAAUGAAGCUAGCAAGCGGAAAGUACGAAAAGGAUCAGAUCCUAUCCACAACAGGUCUUAA